GGACUCACCAACGCUGAAGUCCUGGUCCUGCAGCCGGUUCUUAUAAAUCGCAUACUCCUCACGGAAGUUUUUGGUGUUCCAAGGUUUUGCUGUCUUGGAUUUUUGUUGUCGCUGCUGCUGGUCUUGUUCUGAGACGAGCGAUGCAGAGGAAGAAGGUUUCGCCGGGGCGGCUGGCUCGUACUGAUCCUCGUCGGAGCCCAUCUUAGAUGCCGGUAUAUCGCUGGAUUCGGUGUUGUCGGUUGUUAUUGUUGUCGUUUUGGUGUGCUCUUGGUCAGUCCAGCUCAACUCAGUUGAGUACUCCGUAAAUGUUGACACCUGAUGCUGGAAGCUGUGGGUUGAAUCACAAGGGUGUUCACAAGUUUGAAAGGGAAUGAAGAAGAUGUCGCCUCAAAAUUAUAAGGCGUUUAUUGUCCGAAGUGAUCAAGGUAGCUGACUUCAAGGAGAACUGAAGUUGUUCAAGGUUUCCUUGGUACUUUAGUGAGGGAAAGGUACAGAAUACCUUAGUGCUUGUCCCACGAUCACUGGAUGCCUGGAAACCCCCAUGGAGGGGUGUGGAGGGGUCGAGAGCGGGCGUACUGAGGUAAAUAUGGUCCGUGCGCAGUCAACCUCCGCGUAAAUGAUGCGGUUUUGGGGUUUUGGUCCUUCAGACGUUCCAGGUUGUCCAGUAGACCUCUAACAACAGUGCCUGUUCGCUCCCCACAUCCACCUUCAAGGCUGCUGGACACUUUUGAAUACCACCAGGCACAACAGAUGGCAUGCACGAAGCCAACGGCACAAUGGGACAAGGUGACAAGAUUCCCAAUGUCUGGGACGACGACGAUUGGGAGGUGCAGGCCGACCGCGCUGCAAAGGAGGAGUCUUCCAAACCUGAGCCCGAGGUGCCUCUAACACACGCCGAGCGACUGAUGAAGCAUGCCGAGGAACAGCGCAAGCUGUGGGAAUCAGCGGAGGCUCCCGAAGAAGUGCCCUUCUUCCUCCCGACCACCAACCAGGUCCCUCUCGCGACGCCUUUCAAGCCCGCAGUGAAAGUCCUCAGUCGCAAGCCGGCCCCUCAGAAGAUCGUCAAGCGAGACCCUGUCACAGGACUCGAGCAGCUGACAAUUCAAGACGAUAACGAGGAGGAUGAGGCUGGAAAUAAGAAGCAGGAGUCCGCGGAGGAGAUCCGGAAACGGCAACAACGCGAGCUCGAGGAGAAACAGCGGCGCUACGAGGAGGCGCGGGCGAAGAUCUUUGGGGACUCCAACCCUUCGUCUGGCCAAUCCACUCCGCGCACCGGCACCCCACCGUCGGGGAGUGAACCACGACAAGCUCCAAGGGGACGAGGCCGGGGACGUGGUGGUGGUGGUAAUGGUGGUGGCCGGGGCCGUGACAACGAUAACGGGCGGCAGGACCGGGCGGCAGCCAAGCAACCAGCAAGCCGGCCGCGGCAUGAGGGAGCUGUACGACCCUGGCUACGCACCCAAGCCGGGAUUCAAUAUCCAGAAACGCGUCGAGCCCGCUGGUCAGCCCGGGAACCAGCCAGGCACACCCCGUGAAGAGGACCAGAUUAUACGCGCGCCUAGGGGUCCUGACGGCAGUGGAAGGGGAGGGUUCGGUUUCG
Thermothielavioides terrestris NRRL 8126 is the source of this 1600-nucleotide messenger RNA. RefSeq lists its product as uncharacterized. The coding region runs from base 777 to 1535 and encodes 252 amino acids. NCBI's taxonomy places the organism in Eukaryota, Fungi, Ascomycota, Sordariomycetes, Sordariales, Chaetomiaceae. The record is from RefSeq and is a predicted model, not a curated record. The transcript has 2 exons.